Alosa alosa (allis shad) is the source of this 1738-nucleotide messenger RNA. It is a transcript of the gene ppcs, whose product is annotated as phosphopantothenoylcysteine synthetase. Gene Ontology annotation, molecular function: phosphopantothenate--cysteine ligase activity. Gene Ontology annotation, cellular component: nucleus; cytoplasm. Bases 160 to 1110 code for a protein of 316 amino acids. The record is from RefSeq and is a predicted model, not a curated record. Gene Ontology annotation, biological process: coenzyme A biosynthetic process. Lineage: Eukaryota; Metazoa; Chordata; Actinopteri; Clupeiformes; Clupeidae. The transcript is spliced from 4 exons.
AAUGAGAAAACUUCCGAAGCAGGUCUGUUGCUGUCUAUGGUUGCAGCAAGAGAGCUAGCAAAAUAGCGCAACCAACUUAUUUCUGGGAUUGAAGUAUCUGAAAGUAAACACCACUACACUUUAGUGACAACACCGUGAUCUUGAUACAUCUAACAAGCCAUGGCAGACGCCAAACCGUCCGCGUCAGGCGCAGCGGAGGGGAGUCUGGCGGAGGAGUUUGCCGUGCCCUCGCAAGUGGAGGAGUUGAGGGGUCGGAUGGCAGAGUUCGCAGAGCGCCACGGAGUGGCUGGACGCCGAGUCGUUCUCAUCACUUCAGGCGGAACCAAAGUGCCUCUGGAGUCCAGAACUGUCCGGUUCCUGGACAACUUCAGCAGCGGCCGAAGGGGCGCCUCCUCGGCGGAGUACUUCCUGGACGCUGGUUACGCGGUGAUCUUCCUCCAUCGGCACCGCUCCCUGUACCCGUACACCCGGCUCUACUCGGGCAUCAACCUGCUGGAUGCGCUCACCGCGGAGCCAGAGUGUGCCCGCGUGGUGGUGGACCAGAGCGCGCUGCCCAACAUCGCGGCCGUGCUGACGCGCUACCAGGCGGUGAAAGCCGCGGGACUGCUCCUGCCCGUGGAGUUCAGCACGCUGUCCGACUACCUCCAUCUCCUCAAAGCUGCAGCGCAAGCCCUCAGCGGAAUAGGUUCUAAAGCCAUGUUCUAUCUGGCUGCUGCCGUGUCUGAUUUCUACAUCCCGGCGUCCGAGAUGCCAGAGCACAAGAUCCAGUCUUCUAACGGACCCCUUCAGAUCAGCAUGAAGAUGGUCCCUAAGAUGCUGUCUCCGCUGGUGCGGGACUGGGCGCCUCAGGCCUUCAUCAUCUCCUUCAAGCUAGAGACGGACUGCAGCAUCCUGCUGGAGCGGGCCCGGCGCGCGCUGGCCACGUACCGUCACCAGGCCGUGGUGGCCAACGUGCUGGACACGCGCCGUGGCUACGUGGUGGUGGUGACGCGGCACGAGCAGCACGAGCUGCAGCUGUCCGACGAGGACGCGCGGCACAAUGUGGAGAUCGAGGAGCGCAUCGUCAGCAACCUCGCCGCCGCUCAUCACGACUUCAUGCUGCAGGGAUGAGCAGGCCGGCCCGGCCGGAGGACAACUGGCCUGGGCAACAGUGACCCCUGGUAGAGUGGGCAUCUCUGGCUGCUCGCUCUUCCUCUGAUGACCCCCGGCACGCCCUCAUUCUGUCCAGCUCAUUCCAGAACCUUGAACUUCUCCGCAGGGUCAACCACACACAGACUAUCAACAUGACAUACUAUAUCCUACACAGACUAUCAACAUGACAUACUACAUCCUACACAGACUAUCAACAUGACAUACUGAAUCCUAUAUGGCUGCAUACCAACAUAACAUACUGAAUCCUAUGUGGCUGCAUACUACAUCCUACACGGCUGCAUACCAACACACUGCAUCCUACAUGGAUCCAUGCUUAUAUACUGCAUCCUACAUGCCCCCAUGCUUAUAUACUGCAUCCUACCUGGCCCCAUACUUAUAUAAUGCAUCCUACAUGGCUGUACUAGGCUGAGAGACUCCUGCCCUGCAAAGCUCUGUGUUUGAGUGAUCUGUUGGGAUGUGUAUUAUUCAGCUCUGUGUUUGAGUGAUCUGUUGGGAUGUGUAUUAUUCAGAUCUGGUGGGAUGUGUUUUAUUCGGGUUGGUUUCUGACACCGCUUCUGGCUGAAAGUAAACUCUUGAGGCCGUGGAA